GGUGAGGUGGGCGGGGUCAGGGGCGAGGUGGGCGGGGUUAGCGGUGACUGGAGCCGGCUUCGCGGGAAAUGGCGGCUGAAUGCAACUGCGGCUCCGUGUUUCGAAUGCAGCUGCCGGCUUGAAAACAAAACAGCAUACAAAUAGAACCGAAUAAAAUAAACAAAAAUGUGCAAAGGCUCGAGGAAAAAAUGCAGCGCGCAACGGCGUUAAAAUCGGGUUCCUAAAAAAAAUAAAACGGCAAAAAAAUUCGUUAAUUUUCUCGAUUUCAUUUCAACUGCUGGCGAAGGAGACGAACAACCGGCGGCCGGCAUGGAGUCCGCGGACGAGGUGGAGACACUGCGGGCCGAGGUGACCCGGCUGAGCCGCGAGCUGUCCGAGGCGAGCCGGGAGAAGGUGCAGGCUGCCGAGUACGGGCUGGCCGUGCUGGAGGAGCGGCAGACGGUGCAGGCGAGAUACGACGAGCUGGAGGCCGAGCACGAAGCCAUCAGACACGAGCUGCUGCACCUGCAGGAGGCGUUUGGGCAGGUGUGCACGAAGCAGCGGCGCGUGGCGGAGGACGGGGAGAGCCGCGAGGAGAGCCUGCUGCGGGAGAACGCCUCCAAGGAGGCGGCGCACCACGCGCAGGCGCUGGAGCUGAGCUCCGAGCUCAAGGCCAACCGCGCGGCGCUCUCCAACACGCUGAGCGAGAAUGAGCGCCUCGCCGCCGUGUUCGUCGAGCAGCGAGAGAACAUCGAGAUUCUGGAGCUGCAACGCUCGCGCCUGCGCGACGAGAUCAAGGAGUACAAGUUCCGCGAGGCGCGGCUCUUGCAGGACUACACCGAGCUGGAGGAGGAGAACAUCUCGCUGCAGAAGCAGGUGUCCACGCUCAAGGAGAACCAGGUGGAGUUUGAGAGCGUCAAGCACGAAAUCAAGCGUCUGGAGGAGGAGGUGGAGUUCCUACAGAGCCAGCUGGAGGAGUCUUUGCGUCUCAAGGAGAUCGGCGAGCGCCAGCUGGAGGAAGCCCUGGACGCGCUCAAGACGGAGCGCGAGCAGAAGAACGCGCUGCGCAAGGAGCUUGCCGCCAAGGGCCACGGCAACGGCGACUCGCUCUAUGCCGCCCCCGGCGGGCCAGGCGCCGCCGCUGCCGCCGUGGCCGCCGCGGUGGCGCACCUGAGCAACAUCUCGCUGGACGGCCUCAAGCUCGGAGACGAGAGCAACGGCUCGUCGGCGCUGGAUUCCAGCGCCGGCAGCGAGGAGCUGGCCAGCAACGGGCAGUCGCACAAGCUGAACGGCGACUACGGCAAGGCAAUGUACCGCAAGGCGCCGGGACUCGUGUCGGACCUGCUCAGCGAGCUCAACAUCUCCGAGGUGCAGAAGCUCAAGCAGCAGCUCAUGCAGAUGGAGCGGGAGAAGGCGGCGCUGCUCGUCACGCUGCAGGAAGCGCAGCGGCAGCUGGACCACAUGAAGGGGGCGCUGUCAGAGCAGCGCGAGCGCGUCGCGCGCCUCUCCGAGCACGUGGGCACCAUGAAGCAGCUGCAGGCACGGGCGCAGCGUGGGCGCGAGCCGUCGCAAUCUGGAGCCACCAAGGACGAGCGGGAUGGAGCCGUGGAGGAGGGCGAUGGAUACUACGAGGUGGACAUUAACGGGCCAGAGAUCCUGGAGUGCAAGUACCAGGUUGCGGUCAUGGAGGUCAGCGACCUGCGCAGUGAGCUCAAGGUGACGAGAGAGCAGUGCACGGAGCUGAAGGAGCGCUGCGUCGAGGACAAGGUCAAGUUCGAGGCGGAGUUGGAGCUGCUGAGCGAGCAGACGACGUCGCUUCAGGAGGCGAGCCGAGCGAGCGGAGAGAAGAUCUCCGCCCUGGAGAAGGAGCUCAAGCGCGCGACCAAGACAGCGACGGAGAGCCAGGGCGGCCUUAAUGUGGCACAGGAGGAACUGCUGUCGCUCAGCGAGGAGCUGGCGACGCUCUACCACCACGUGUGCAUGUGCAACAACGAGACGCCCAACCGCGUCAUGCUCGACUUCCACCGGCAGGGCCGCGGCUCGCGCGGCGGCGGCGCCGGCAGCACCGGCGCCGGCAGCGGAUCGGCGGCGGCGGCGACCGCCACCAAGAUGGCACGCAUAACACGCAUGCUCUUAGCAAUCCAACACCUCCGUAGACUUCAGAGCCAGUCCGGAGCCACAGGAGCCGCUCCCGAGCUGGCCCCCGACGGCAAGUGCUCACCGCUGCUGCCUCACAAAGCGGUGAAGCAGCACGAGGAAGGAAGUGGUGACUCGGAGCCAACGGCGGCUGCACCGCCGGGUGGCAGGGAAGGAGGAAAGGGAAGCACAGCGCCGGCCGCCGCUGCUGCCGCAACAGUCGCCGCGCCGUGCUGCCCCGUGUCGGAGCCGAUCGCCGAUGGACCUGGCGUGGAGCCCCUGCGACGGGAGGCCAUGACGGUGGACAGCCUGGUGGGGAUGAUUCGCGACCAGCUGCGGCACCUGCAGCGCGCCGUGGAGCGCGCCGCCGAGCUGAGCCUGCAGCGUGCCGCCGCGCACGAGCUGGCGCCCACGUGCGACCGCGACAAGGAGGCCCUAUUGGAGGAGAUGCUCAAGCUCAAGUCGCUGCUGAGCACCAAGCGCGAGCAGAUCGCCACUCUGCGAACCGUGCUCAAGGCCAACAAGCAGACGGCGGAGGUGGCGCUGGGGAACCUGAAGAGCAAGUACGACAACGAGAAGUCGAUGGUGACGGAGACGAUGAUGAAGCUGCGCAACGAGCUCAAGGCACUCAAGGAGGACGCCGCCACCUUCUCCUCGCUACGCGCCAUGUUCGCCACGAGGUGCGACGAGUACGUGUCGCAGCUGGACGAGAUGCAGCGGCAGCUGGCGGCGGCGGAGGACGAGAAGAAGACGCUGAACUCGCUGCUGCGCGCCGCGAUCCAGCAGAAGCUGGCGCUCACGCAGCGCCUCGAGGACCUCGAGUUUGACCACGAGCAGACGCGGCGCGGGAAGCCGCGCGCCGGCCUGCGAGCCAAGGCCCCCAGCCCCAAAUGCAACACAGCAGUAGAGAAGAGGCCGUCUCCCAGUAACUACAGGCCCUUGACGUGGAUCAUUCCGCCGUGGACGGCUCCGCAACAGCGGUCGCCGUCGAUAAACCGCGCUGACGACGGCGCGAGCAGGGCCGCGAGCCGGCCGCUCGCCCGGCACGUGGCAGUGAGCGCGACCGGGAGACACGAGACCGCGCCAGCGAGCCUGUUGGACAGCCAGAAGCAGCUAGCCGCUAGGCCGAAGUGCAUCCCUCUGCACUGUCUGUCAAAGCCCCCACACUUUCCGUAGUCCCUGGACGAUUGCCGCCACGAGGGGCGACUCUAUCUCGCCGCCCCCACCUUCCCCCUCCUCCGGCGACGUCAUCCUUCGAGCGUGACCCGGGCUAAUGUCAGCCGCUCAAUUGCUCACUCGCCUGGCUCGUCCUUCAGCCCGGUCGUGCAAACUUAACGGAGAAACUCGCAGAGUCGGUCAGUCGGUGGGAGAGUCGAAGUUGUGCCCGGCACCAGGCCGCUAUUUCGUUCCCCCCCCCCCCCCCACCCAUGUUUUAUUUUCGUCGACAACCCCCCCCCCCACAUGGAAAGACACGGACAUCACGGAUGAUAAAUUAACAAUUUAAUAAUGUCGAUUUGUACGUCAGUAAUAAUUGCAGCGACGACAAUAAUAAUCGAUGAGCACAUUUUGAGCGACGGUGAGCGAGGGGAGAGAGUAACACACGCAGCGUGCCUACAUCCCGAGGCUCUCGGCGGUGGAACUUUAAAACGUUUCCUUGCAUGGUUUUUCCCCGGCGUCUUUUUUAAUCGCUUUAUAUGUGCACGCGCACGUGCAGAGCGGUGAGCGCGUGCGACAGGGUCGUUGUAGUUGCGCGUGCCACAUCUCACAGCCUGUUGCCUUAGCGCUCACCGGACGGAGGCAGCGGUGAUGCUGGCGAUGUCGCGAUUGGGUUGGCUGGCGGUGGCGUCGCGAUGCGCUAGGGCCAAGGUGGCAGAGACGGAUCUGGAAACUUUUCAAAAAGGUGGGCAGAGGGUGGAGUGGGGGGCAGUCCUAAAAUUUCAAGCUUUUUGCAUCUGGCUCUCUCGAUUAAAAAAAACACAUUUGAUCAAUUUUUUCAGAUAAAUAAUCAACAAAAUGCUAAUUUUCAGGGUCUGGUGGGGGAGGAGCGGUGGUCAACCCCAACAGACCCCCGUCUGGGAUCAGCCCCUGCAUGGCGGGUGACAUCGAUAAGCCCCAUAGCCGACUUGCUGCAGCCACGUUCAGGAGGUAGAAGCUUUGUGCAGUCGCUGCACCCAAUGUGGCCUAUCACCGACUUGUCGUCCGUGUUGAGUGCUGUCCCCUCGCGUACGUAGGGUUUAUCCAGAUUCCGGUUUAUUCCCGCAAAGAGGAAUGCACUCCUCACAGGACGAUGUCCAUCGGCCAAGCACACCAAGAAGAAUCUUCCUGCAAGAGAGAGUCUUGAGACCUGACGAGGCUCUCCCAGAUCACAAUUAGAAGCAAAUUUUAAAGCAUUAAACAUCAACACUUUCGGAAAAUAACGAGGAACCCCCAAAGAUGCCAUGAAUUGUCAUAAUCCAGCAAUUUGGUGGUCAUGAUUACAAUUUUUUCAAAUUAACUGGUUUUGUCUCGUAAAUUUCUCAGUUCUGAUUUCGAUUUAAAGCUUUCGUGACUGCAGGGAUUCAUCUUCUUGGUUCUUUCGGUAAAGUCACGUAGAAUGUAAAUAAUAAAAUAAUACAAAUAAAACAUGAUAAAAUAAUAUCAUAAAAUAAUAAUUAUUUUAUUAUUUUAAUUUUUUUUAUUUUAUUUCCAUUCUCAGUUCUGGUUUCGCUCGUGGCUUAUAAUUUGUCGUAACAUUUGCGUUCGUCGUAAUAUAAUCUCCUGUCUUGCGCACGCAAUUCCAGACGUGUAUUGUAAAGCAUAAAGAAUGAAACUUUAAUCGAUGCAUCCUUUCUACACCUGGCUGUCGCGUCAAUGGCAGCCGGUUAAGCCACGUGAGCAUCUUGCAGUGACAAGGGCACGGGAGUUGCGUGUUCAUGAGUCUGUGUGUCAAUGUACACCGGGAGUGGUGGUGCAGUGGUUAUCGUGCUGCCCUACGAACCUGACCACCCGAGUUAAAUUUCCGCUGGCAGCCAACAUCAGUGACGAAUAUCUUAACCGGUCCCUGGACUCCUCCUAGGUCGACUCAGUCUCAAUUGAGUACUAGGUGUGGUGUGUAAACAUCGACAAAGGCGGCGGCCAGGCGUGGUGCUGGCCACCCACCACCUCGUGUGCCGUGUUGACCAUCAUCGGUGCUCGCUAACAGCACUUGCCCCAACAGUCUGUUAAGGCUAUACAUGGAGGGGGGUGGGGGGGAUCUUUGUCUUUUGUACUUGCUGUAUAUAAUUACGCACACCUUAUGCAUUGAAGCGCGCGCGGGUGUGUAUAUGUACAUACGCACCGAGCGGUUGCGUGUGCUUCUACGGUAUAUGCAAAAAUGCGCGCGGUGGGUUGCGAUGUUGCAAGCGGGAGGGGGGGGGGGGUGAUUCACAUGCGAAAAUCUGCCGUCGCUACGUGGCGCUUCCGGCGACGUAAAACGGAUGACACGUCGUGCGUGCGUUGUUUUAUUUUCCAAUUUUAGCCGAUCGAAGUGAUGAUCGUGGGCCGGAGCUCCCGUUGUGUGAAACGAAACGACGGGAGGGACUCGUGCCGGUUGUGUGUGUGCGCACGCACUGUACCUGUACCAGAUGCCGCGUACAACUACAGCCGCAGUGAUACAUUGUGCAAUGAAAAACAGCGAAUGAGUGUUAGUCGCUUACGACGCCGUUAUAUUUUAUGUUGUGUUAUUUUUUUAGCAUUAUUAUUUGCAGGAAGAGCAAAUUCACAUAACAAUUAGUUCUUGUCUUGUAGGUCAUGUGUUCAGGCUGUGUCCCCGGGCCUGCCCAAUUCUUUUUUGUUCUUUUGAAGUUUGGAACUUGAGUGAGAAAGCAACUGUAAAGUUGUAACUUCAGGGGAAGGCUUUGUUAUAGCACCUCAGUGAUGUCACCACGAUGAUAUCAUUUCACAACGUGUCAAGUCUAUUUCUAUGUUUUUAUCUUUUCUCAAUGAUGAAGCUUCACACAGUGUGCGGCUAGGAGAUAAGCGCUAUCGGUUGUGCGCAUCGCACCUUCCUGUAACAUAUGCACGCUUGUUAGUUUGAUUCGCUCGUUACAAUUUGACCUCGAAAUUGACACAAACAGUCGCAACCUGACGAGACGGAGCUUUGAUAUUUGUCCGGUUUUGGCGGUCGAUUAUGUUUUUCAAAGUCCGCUUCCGACUGCCGGGUUUGCAGAUCUGGCCUACGUAUACACAGUCCACGCGUACGCGCGGAUGUUUGGCGUUCACAGUUUACUGUGGCCGUCUGCCGCGUUGCUCCGAGAGUGGGCGUGUAACGGUGCCAUCGAUUCGGCGAUUAAACUCGGUUCUUACGCUCGCAGUACUCGCGUUGAAUCGCUCGCGUACAAAUCGAGAACGAGACGUCAAGGUGGAAGCGUUCUCAACAGACAGUACAAACGACCCUGCUGGUGCAGAUUACACCAGCAAUCCAAAAAAAUGAUAUCCUGCUCAAAUAAGCAUUAUUGAAGCAUUGGUGCUCAUUUCUCCCAUUGGCACCCCAGAGUCAGGAGUGGAAAAUCCACAUUCCUAUGGCGGGGGCGACUGUAUUGCGCUGCCAUGACGUACCGUCGAGUCGAAGGAUGUGCGAAUCGUUACAUGCGCUGCUUCAAAGGCGACUGCGUAUGUAGCCUUGUUUGCAAAGGGCGCUGCUAUGGAAACUAUAUUAUCACGGUCAUUUUUUUUUUCCCCUUUUUAUUGUAUAUCCUGUUAAGUCUGUAACUGAGACGUGCUCAGAUAUGGACAAGGGUAAGGGGUUGAGGCGGCCGUUCGUGCGUAAACCAUCCUUGGGGUGGAUGACGUCAUUGGUUGGCUUUUAAGAGGCGACUGCUGUUAUUCCGUCGAUAAACAUAAUGUCUGCGGCGAAUAUUCAUUUUUCAGCGGGCAAACAUUCACCGCUUCACAGAAUCGCAAGCGGCUUGCCGUCGUGAAAACAUUAAGACUCGUCAUUCUCACCAUCAUCAUUAUUUGUCUUCUCUGGGGGGAAAGCCUCGCUGAGCCUCGUGUGGAAGAGGAGGGCCACAGCAACGGGGAUGUUGUUUGACCUUGUUUUGUUUUAUUUACGUCGCUCUCGGGAGCGCUGCUGAACCGGUUUCCUCAACCGCCGCCGCUGCCGCCACCCCUGAAUCGCCUUCCCCGCACGUGAAUUCGACCUGAGCCCGGCGUGAGGAUGAGCAACGCGAGACACACGCGGGGGGGGGGGGGGGGGGAUGGGUGCCCGAAGGGUUCUCGCUGUCGGAGAGAGAAAAUGACAUAGGAAUCAAAUGUACUCUUAGUUUUUUCGGUAAAGUCACGUAGGUAAAAAAUGAAAUUAAAAUUGAUAAAAAUAAUAUAAUAAUUUUAUUAAUUUUAAUUAAUUUUUUACCUACGUGACUUUACCAACAAAACUAAGAGUAUGAAUCCUUGCAGUCACGAAAGCUUCAAAUCUAGAAGGAAUCAAAUGUGUGGAAGGUCGGGCUUUAUGGAUCUCAAUCAUGUGCGGUUGAUGCUUAGCUUUUGAUGUUACACUAAUUCGUUUUUCUUUUGCUGUGUUUACAUGGAAUUACCGUAUAUCAACUUGUAUGUAAAUACGCCGCGCAUCACUAAUUUCAGCCGCGGCACACGCGAGUUUAAGGCCGGCGACCGGACUGUCUACAUCGUUGGCACAGGCGAUGCAAUCAAAGGUGUUAUUGCGUUUUUAUUUUAAUCGUUUGAGAUUUGUUUUUAUUGUGAAAUAUUUUUUAUUUAAGUUUGUGAGUUCACGUCGAUGUCGAGAUGCCCCCCCCCCCCCUCUUCCGUGGCCCUAUUGGCAGUGAGCGGAGCCUGCGAUUCGGGGCCCCGUAACGACGCGUCCAUUAAUCAAUCAAAAUCGCGAUGCACGCAAUGGAUCCCGUGAGCGAGCGAGCGAGCCAUCGUUUAUUCGUACAUUUCAUGCAAAUUACGGAAAUUGUACAGACGACUGAUUCGCGAAUGUUACGUUUAGGGCUAACAGAGCAGAGAAAAGCUGCGCAAACGAGGCGAAACGUUUCAGACGGUGAAAACGGGACAGAAAAUGUAUCAAUUCUGAAGCCGAAUCCCGAUCACAAUCGUAUCGCUCAGGAGUCGGGGGGGGGGGGGGCACAUGCAGUGCGGUGUGAAUGGUUGCGUGCCCUUUGCACUGCCCUCUCUCUGCUGCUGAGCAAGGGGCCAUUUCCCGGAACAUCCCCUCGUCAUGUUGUUCCGUUGCCGUGUCAUGGGCGGUGUUUAUAUGGACUACGAUGAUGGUCGUGGCGUUUACAUGAAGACCGUUAUCUUUUUGCCAGGGCGAAUGUACAGCCACAGUGUCGGUGUGGGAGCUGCCCACCGCUGCCAGUAAGGGCCAAGCCACUGGUGUUGUUAACCCCACAACUGAAAAGCAAAUGAAAGUGAAGAGGCCUCACUCGGUAAUGGAAGGGGCGAAUACUUGGGGAGCGGAACACACGAAUAUGAACCGUAACAAACUAGCCGGCCAAAUGCUUAUCCCUUAACGAUCCAAUCACACACUACGUCCUCGUCUAAACUAGCCAAUCAGCCACUACGCCGUAGUAUAAACUAGCCAAUCAGAUACUACACUGUAGUCUAAACUAGCCAAUCAGCCACUACGGCCUAGUCUAAACUACCUCGCCAGCUAACCAUGACCAUAGCAGUUUAAUAAAUGAGAUCCUGGCAGGAGCCUUAAUUCUCAUCCUGACAAACUGAGCAAACCAGCCCCGAACCGUGCACCACAACCAACGCGGCAGAACUUCGCUACAACCACCUGGUGCCGACUUGAUGCACGAUUUGCCACUUGCGUCGCCGCCGUUGAGAAUUUGACGAUUCACCAAAACCAGCCCCACGAGAUGCCCCCCCGAGACCCUGUCCGCAGCCCCGGAUCGUUUGUCCGGUUUCGUUCGCUUUUCAGUUUUGGUCUUCACAGCACCACCCCCUCCCCGUGUAUAACGAAUACUGCCAUAACGUAUUUUUUUCAUUUCGCGUAACGGAAAUGCAAAGUUAUCCAUAAUGUCCGAUAUGUUUACGUACGUGCGCGCUGCUAAUUUGUAAAUCGAUGAUGAGCACUAACGACGAUCCUGAUUGAAUAGCCACGACGGAUGCAUUCACUAUUUUCCCCCGAGUGAUGUAAGAUAAUGCUCGCUGUACAUAAGUAUUACCCGCAACUUGUUAAUUUCGAAGCUGGGUGAUGGUAUACACCACCGCGACGACGACGGCGACUCACGUGUUCCGCAAAAACCUGGAUUUUAUACAGACGCGGGGGGCCCUCUUCGUAGCCCCCCUCCCCCGCCUCCAUCUUUACACCAUCGACACAGAGUUACCGCAGGCACCCUCGGUGUCUCUCCCCGUACCGCCGGCAACGCGCGGUGCCUGGGUGUCUCGCCGAGAAGCACACUUUGAAUUGGCCGGGCUGAAGACCACCACCCUCCUCUCCUCCUUCUGCCUGUGACCGACCGUCUCUUUUUUUUCCCUCUGAAAUAAAUCGAUAAGUCCACUG
Molecule: messenger RNA, 9604 nt
Organism: Lethenteron reissneri (Far Eastern brook lamprey)
Lineage: Eukaryota; Metazoa; Chordata; Hyperoartia; Petromyzontiformes; Petromyzontidae
Product: protein bicaudal D homolog 2-like
Biological process (GO): microtubule anchoring at microtubule organizing center; protein localization to organelle; regulation of microtubule cytoskeleton organization
Cellular component (GO): cytosol; Golgi apparatus
Molecular function (GO): dynactin binding; cytoskeletal adaptor activity; dynein complex binding
Source: RefSeq, a predicted model, not a curated record